AUGCAAACUGUGCACCCAACUGUGAAGCUAGCGGAGCUUCGACAAAGCGGUCCUGCUAGUGAUGUUGGUGGAGCGUCUGGACCCAGCACCUCCGCAGCUGGAGAUGUAUCCACUCAGUUAAGUAGGCCUACUCCGCGACCCACAGCAACGCAGUCUUCUAUAAUGGACCAGUUUAUGCAAAAGUCAAUGUCUGUAGCAAAACAAGGCCAAAUUGAUAUUGCAUUGGCUAAAAUGUUUGCCACCGAUUUCCAGCCAUUUUCAAUCGUGGAGGACAGAGGUUUUAGAAAUUAUAGCAAGAGUCUAAAUCCAAUGUACACAAUUCCAAGCAGGAAAGUAAUUUCAGAAUCACUUAUUCCACAACUGUAUGAGAGCACACGGGCUUCAGUGCAGGAAAGAGUCAAAAAAGCUACUGCAGUUUGCCUUACCACUGACUGCUGGACAUCAAGAGUGACCACUAAUUACAUGUCAGUUACAUGUCACUUCAUUGAAGAUUUUUCAAUGUCUAGCUGUCUUCUGGAUUGCUUUGAGUUCAGCGACAGACACACCUCAGAGAACUUGGCAGAGGAACUGUUGAGAGUGGCAAAAGAAUGGGAUGUAGAUGGAAAAGUGGUCUGUUGUGUUACUGACAAUGCAGCUAAUAUAACCAAAGCUGUAAAAAUUUUAAAGUGGACCCAUCAUCCAUGUCUUGCCCACACAAUCAACCUGAUUGUAAGAGAUGCUCUGAAGGUGAUGAAGCCCACUGUGGACAAAGUGAAAGCAGCUGUGGAAUUCUUCCACAGGAGCACAGUGGGUGCUGAAAAACUAAGGUCUACACAAUGCCAGAUGGGAAUGCCUGAGCUAAGGCCUAAACAAGACUGCCCUACAAGGUGGAAUUCAACAUUUUAUAUGUUGAAAAGGUUUCUUGAGUCAAAGGAUGCUAUCAUCUCUACCCUGGCCAUUGUCAAUGCACCUGUUGAUCCUCUGACCCAAGAGGAAUGGGAGGUGGUGGAGGAGGUGUGCAGAGUCCUGGAGCCCUUUGAGCAGGUUACUGUGGAGAUCAGUGGAGAGAGAAAGUUCCAUAGAAUGGAAUAUAAUCACGUGCUAUCAGAAACUGCUGCACUUGACCCCAGGUUUAAGAAGUUAGCCUUCAGUGAUGCCAGAGCGCUUGAUGAGGCUCUUCAGAGAAUCACCUCAGCAGCAGGGAGGGACAGUCCCAGCAGUCAGCUGGCUCAGACACCAGGGCAACAGGAAGCAGAAGGAGCAGAAGCACCAGCAGUAUUGCCACAAACGUCUGCUGUUUGGAUGCUGUUUGAUGAGAGAGCAACUGGGGAUGCGGCGAGAAGGAAUCCCUCAGCAGAUGCCAUAAUGGAGGUCCAAUCCUAUUUGGAGGAGCCCCUCCUCCAAAGAUCUGCAGAUCCUCUGAGCUGGUGGAAGAACAAGGCCUCUAUCUACCCACGGCUUACUAAAGUCAUGACAGGGAGACUCUGCAUAGUGGCCACAUCCGUUCCCUCUGAAAGGGUUUUCUCGAAAACAGGACAAAUUAUUACUGAGAGAAGAAACCGCAUCAGCCCGUCGAAAGUGAGGGAGCUUGCAUUUCUGAAUGCAAAUCUCUCAUAA
Molecule: messenger RNA, 1596 nt
Organism: Megalobrama amblycephala (Wuchang bream)
Lineage: Eukaryota; Metazoa; Chordata; Actinopteri; Cypriniformes; Xenocyprididae
Product: E3 SUMO-protein ligase ZBED1-like
Exons: 2
Coding region: 1-1596 (531 amino acids)
Molecular function (GO): protein dimerization activity
Source: RefSeq, a predicted model, not a curated record